AUGGCAGAUCAGUUUUCUGCUGUUGGAAGAACGGCUCAAGGUGUGGCUCAUGAGGCCUUCCGUGCCACAGUGUCUGGUUCUGGUGGUGGUAAGUUUUUGAUAGACAUCAGUUGUGACCGAGCGGUAGUAAAAGAUGUAUUGGUAGCAGUGUCCGCAACGGCAGUCACACUGAGUGCAAUUUACGCUGGAUAUAAAUUAUUAUCGCAAAAAAUGGAUGGAGCUGUCAAUAGAGGCCUUGGGGGUGAAAGAGAUGACCAGCAAGUUGGCGCAAUUGAACCAAGAUGCCUACAUGUACGGCUGCAUUGUUUCACAGACAAGAGAUUUCUUGAAGUAUUGGAAGAUUAUGACUCUGGAAGGAUAAAAGAUCGCGUCAAAAAAGAAUUUUCGGAUAUUGGUAUCGAAGUAGAAGGAUUAACGGUCAAGAUUGAAAACUGGGAAGAAGUAAAACAAAGAAAGUUAACUAUAUGGGAAAGGUAA
This is a messenger RNA of Paramuricea clavata, 477 nucleotides long. The record is from the annotation of a GenBank genome assembly. NCBI's taxonomy places the organism in Eukaryota, Metazoa, Cnidaria, Anthozoa, Malacalcyonacea, Plexauridae.